AUGAGCAACAACAACGUAUCCCUCUUCAACACACCCGGCCCCAACGACAUUCCCUUGGGAGCCGAACCCCCCAUCGCAUCAAACCGCCUCGUCUACAACACCGACGACGCAUCAACACUCGAGCGCUUCAAGAUCCGCGAGAUCUGUGAAGGAUGGCCGCUCCACCGCGACGCCUGCGAGUGGACGGACCUCCGCGCCAUCUUCGACCCCAAGGCCUUCAUCAACAUCACGUGGCAGCAGAAUUACCGAGAUGAAGCGAUCGAGACAUGGAAAGAGGGAUUCAAGAAGGGAGACUUUAUCACCCACCGUGCACUCGGCCAUGCAGUCGAGAUCAAGGGCGAUCGCGCGAUCGAUAAGAUGAAGGUCACGAUUUCGUGGAGAUUCGCUGAUGACGAUGGGGUUGAGUGGGAUAGUGAUUGCGACGUCCGCUUCGUCUUCUUCCUCAAGAAGCAACCCCAGGGCUGGCAGAUAUUGUGCAACCACCCUAUCUACGAGAAAGACAAGCUUGUCCCCGUUGAUCCCACGAGACUGCCUAGGAUCGACCAUGCGUCGCUGGACAAGGAGCCGAAGGGGUACAGGUUCCUGGCGUAUGGGAUGCGGCGCCUUGGGUAUCCGAUCAAGCAGAACCUGCCGCAGCUGUUUGGGAAGGAGCGUGAUGAGCUGUAUAGGGAGAUGGUGGAGUUUCUGGACGGGAAAGAGAUUGAUUUCUCGCAGGACGAGUUUUGA
Messenger RNA from Aspergillus mulundensis, 726 nucleotides. RefSeq lists its product as uncharacterized. The record is from RefSeq and is a predicted model, not a curated record. NCBI's taxonomy places the organism in Eukaryota, Fungi, Ascomycota, Eurotiomycetes, Eurotiales, Aspergillaceae. The transcript is spliced from 2 exons. Bases 1 to 726 code for a protein of 241 amino acids.